Messenger RNA from Pongo pygmaeus (Bornean orangutan), 1785 nucleotides. Its product is annotated as DDB1- and CUL4-associated factor 12-like protein 2. Gene Ontology annotation, molecular function: protein binding. The coding region runs from base 133 to 1119 and encodes 328 amino acids. NCBI's taxonomy places the organism in Eukaryota, Metazoa, Chordata, Mammalia, Primates, Hominidae. Gene Ontology annotation, cellular component: Cul4-RING E3 ubiquitin ligase complex. The transcript has 2 exons. The record is from RefSeq and is a predicted model, not a curated record.
CUGGACCUGGGCACCCUCAACAAGGUGUUCGCGUCACAGUGGCUGAACGCCAGGCAGGUGGUGUGCGGCACCAAGUGUAAUACGCUGUUUGUGGUGGACGUGCAGUCAGGCCACAUCACGCGCAUCCCCCUCAUGCGGGACAAGGAGGCCGGGCUGGCCCAGGCCCAACAGGGCUGCGGCAUCCAUGCCAUUGAGCUGAAUCCCUCCAAGACGCUUCUGGCCACCGGCGGCGAAAACCCCAACAGCCUGGCCAUCUACCAGCUGCCCACCCUGGACCCCCUGUGCCUGGGCGACCGCCAUGGCCACAAGGACUGGAUCUUCGCCGUCGCCUGGCUGAGUGACACCGUAGCCGUGAGCGGCUCCCGCGAUGGCACCGUGGCUCUGUGGCGGAUGGACCCGGACAUGUUUAAUGGCAGCAUUGCCUGGCACAGCGAGGUGGGUCUCCCCGUAUAUGCCCACAUCCGUCCGAAGGAUGUGGAGGCCAUCCCCAGGGCCAGCACCAACCCCAGCAACCGCAAGGUGCGGGCCCUGGCCUUCAGCGGCAAGAACCAGGAGCUGGGAGCGGUGUCCUUGGACGGCUACUUCCACCUGUGGAAAGCCCGCAGCACGCUAUCCAGGCUCCUGUCCAUCAGGCUGCCCUACUGCCGAGAGAAUGUGUGCCUGACCUACUGUGAUGAGUUAUCCUUGUACGCUGUGGGCUCCCAGUCCCACGUCUCCUUCCUGGAUCCGCGCCAGCGCCAGCAGAACAUCCGACCCCUGUGCUCUCGAGAGGGUGGCACAGGCGUGCGGUCGCUGAGCUUCUACCAGCACAUCAUCACUGUGGGCACCGGCCAUGGCUCCCUGCUCUUCUAUGACAUCCGCGCCCAGAAGUUCCUGGAGGAGAGGGCCUCUGCCAGCCUGGACUCCAUGCCGGGGCCCGCAGGGAGGAAGCUCAAGCUUGCCUGUGGCAGAGGCUGGCUCAACCAGGAUGACGUCUGGGUGAACUACUUUGGUGGCAUGGAAGAGUUCCCCAAUGCGCUCUACACCCACUGCUACAACUGGCCGGAGAUGAAGCUCUUUGUGGCUGGGGGGCCUCUCCCUUCAGGCCUCCAUGGGAACUACGCAGGCCUCUGGAGUUAAGGAUGGACGCCUUGUUCUCAAAAUGCACAGGUGGAACCAGUCCAACUUACGUGUGCUUCGUGUAUUAGGCAGAGAAAGAAAGAGAGAGAGCGGGAGCAAGCCAGUGGGAGUGAGAGAGCACAAGUGGUCCUUUCGGCAGUCAAAACUUUGGCUUUAAAACUCUCAUUCACGUUUCCCAACAGCAGUAUGUUUUUGCCUUCUUAUUCAAAGAGUUUUGGCUAAACCUUAAUUGUGUUCUGUCUUUCGGUGAUUCACAUACCCUCCUUCUUUAGGUUGAUGUAGUCAUAGUCUUCACUACUAUUCAGUACGUUAGUUUUAUCAAUAUUGCAAUAGUGUUCAGAUCUACACAUGUUAGAUGUGUGGUGUUUUGGGGAAAUGUGAGCUACAAAGCAUCUUUGGGGUUGUUUUGAGGAACUACCCAUCAUUUAUAGCCUUACUCUAAUUAGAAAAUGCAGUUCAGGUUUUAGAUUGCCACCAUUCUAGAGUGUGGCACACACCAUUCUAGGGCGUGAUUCAUUUGGAUGUUGGAAACUCAAUGUCUGUUGUUUGUAUAGUGUUGAUGUGUAAAAUGCUUUAAAAAUAUGUUCUGUUAGUUAGAAAUCUUACAAUGUUGUUCAUACUAUUAAUCAACAAUUUUGGUUAUUCAGUAAAACUUUACUAUCCUCA